Owenia fusiformis is the source of this 1193-nucleotide messenger RNA. Lineage: Eukaryota; Metazoa; Annelida; Polychaeta; Sabellida; Oweniidae. The record is from the annotation of a GenBank genome assembly.
AACCACACCAACUGCAUCCACAACAAGACCUCCUAUAUCUUCAUCAUCAAAACCAGAGAGUUCAGUAUUUAACAGUGCCUCUGCUCAUCUGAGGGGUGGAGACCCAAUGGGAAUGUGUACAAUCAAGGAAAGCUGUAAGCCAAGGAUGGCUGCUUCAUGGGGAGCUGACAGUCUUGAUGGUUUCACAGACACCAGGGCAAAGUGUGAUGGUAUAUCAUGCAGCUGGCUCAGUGGAUCUGUUAACAUCAAAGGUACUGGAGAAGGUGUUCAUGUCUACAUAUUUGACACAGGAGUAGAUCUGAAACAUCCUGAAUUCUGUGGCAGAAUACAAACAGUCUAUGAUGCCAGUGGUGGUUCAGGGCAAGACUUGAGUGUUGAUGGACAUGGUACGCAUGUAGCAGGCAUCAUAGCAGGAGCUACAACUGGUGUUGCCCCUGAUGCAACAAUUCAUAUAUUGCAGCUGGAGAAUGAAUAUGGUGCCAUGACACUACAGACGAUACUCUGUGCCAUAGAGAUGGCAAAGAAUGAUAUUGAAAAGAAUAACAGAACCAGAGUUAUUGGGAGCAUGUCUAUCCAAGGUGGUCAUAACAAGGUUCUAAAUGAUGCUCUUGCAGAGCUGGCUAAAAUGCCAGUCCCUUUGCCAAUAGUUGUGGCUGCAGGUAACUACCUUGAGGGAUACUCUCUCACAAGGGACAGCUGUGAAUGUUCACCUGCAUCAGAGGAAACAGUAAUAACAGUGGCAGGGUCUGAUGGUGCAUAUGUAUGUGAUACAUCAAACACUGGUAGCUGUGUUGAUAUAUUUGCACCAGGUAUUGGUAUUAAUACCACCAGUAGGGGAAGCACAUAUGACUCACAAUGUGAAGGUACAUCUUAUGCUGCACCGUUUGUGACGGGUGCACUGGCAGCAUAUAUCAGUACACUGCCAGAGAGCGACUUGCCUCUAACCACAGAUGACCUCAAGUUAUUGCUCGAUAAAUGGUGGGGUAAAGACCGUCCUGGUCUGUAUAGUCCUCUAUCAACAUUCCAAGGAGCACCUAACAGAGUCCUUGUUUACAACCAGUGCCCUUAACAGAUGUAGGAUGAUAGGAAAAUAUGAAUACAUGUACAUCAAAUUGCUAUCUUUGCGAAACUUGCAAUUCACUGAAUGUUUGUAUAUUGACUAUUUAUAUUUGAAAUAAAGCGAUAACAUGGAA